UUCCGUGUGUCAACGCAAUUUCUGUCGGAUACAUUUUUCCCUUAUCUUCAUAUUUCGAAGAUAUUCUCAAAAUUGAUGAUAGUUAUCGCCUCGCCGUGUGGAAGCUCGUCCGAAAAGAAGCGUGAACGAGUCGAUCUCGACGGUGGGGAUCUCCGGGACGGAGAGCGCGACGUCGGGACUCCGCCGGGGUUCCGCGUAUCUUCGGAUAUUCCGAACGAAUAACAGUACCCGAUUCUUUCGCAAAUAGCACCGCGGGGUCAUUAGGGCGCUAUUCUCGGGACGUUUCGCGUAUUUCAGUCCGCGCACCGAGAGCAACGUCGCGCAUCGAUCGCCGGGGAAAUCUCGGGCUCGCGUGCCGCGGUGUAUAGUCCGCAACACUUUCUGAAAAAUUCGCUCAUCGAUCAUCGCGGUCAAUUGGCCGUGAAGGUGUCUGUUUCACGUAACUCGCUCGCUCGUCGGAGAGGAGGCCCCGUCGUCAUGAAGACGACCGUGUGGACUCGCUUCGGAAAUGCACCGAUGGGCAUCGAAGCGCGCGCGCGUCUCUCGCUGGGAUCGAAAGUGCCCCAUUACAUUCGUUUAGUCUCGCCUUCUCGGUAUUGUUGCGGUAAUCGCCCUCCCCCCUCCCCUCCCGUCGGCAAAAAAGCCCUCCAGGCAUCAUUCGUGAGUCGUGUGCACACAAUGCGGACACUCGCGAAAUAUGUAUCUCCGAAGUAUCGCGACAAUCUCGAGCUUCUUCCCGCUUUUACGUCGCUCGAUUCCACCUGUUGGCGGCCAAUUACCGAAUUUGAAGCCGUUAUCGGAUUUUAACGAUUUAAUUCUAAAAAUGAAGUUUCGUUAAUUCAACAAUUUCAACGAUUUUACAACGAGACGUUCGGUUCUCAUUCGAAGAAAAAAUGUAUGGUAAGGAAAAAUGACCGUGUUCGAAUCCUGUGGUAAAUUCUUUUCGUUCGCGUGACGAUGUCAAGACGAAAGUCGGCAUUUCUAAAAAUGAACGCCACAGUCUUGCUGCGCGCCUUCAAUAUUGCACGAUGCGUCGCGCAAAAGCGGAGCAACCGGUCGGUGUAUAAUUUACGACACGUCGUAAUCCGCGAAGCAGCGGGCAGCUUUCCGUGCGAAAUCGAUAGUUCGCCCACGAUAACCGGACGCGUGAAAAUUUCGGCUUCCUUCUGGUAUCGUUGCGUUGUGCAACAAUGUCUUCCUGAUUGCACGUAUGGUGCGACGCAGCUUUGAGAACGCGUCUGCGCUUUUGGCCGGUUGGCGCGAUUCACGACGCGCCAUGUCGGGGUCGAUCAAUAAAAGUGGUUGUAUGAGAGAAAGAGAGAGAGAGAGACUCGCAGAGUCAACUCUCCGCGCGGAGCAUCAUUUAAUCCUCCACGCUUUCCUGUUCUUUCCGUUCGCGUGCCGCGUUUUCUCAUCGCUCUCAUUAGAGUCGCAUCCUUCGCCGGGGAAGCACGCGAUCUCGCGCAUCUCCGCACGAUUUUCCUCGCCAGUCCGUCUCGCGCAGCCUUGGGAAACGCGGGGACAUCUGUUGCUCGCCGUUUGCGGUCGUCCUGAGAUCUCCGAAAAUUCGUGCGAUUUACGUGUGAUCGAGUGAAUCGCGAGGAACGAGGAGCGCGCGCGGAUGAUAUGCGAGACACCGUGGCGGGGAUGUCGAGUGCGUUGAGACGGUCUGCAGUCCUAUGUAGCAACCGGGUGAGCCAAAUGACCAAGACCUAUAAUGAUAUAGAGGCAGUUACAAGGCUUCUAGAGGAGAAAGAAAAAGACUUGGAGUUGACGGCGCGCAUCGGUAAGGAACUGCUGACGCACAAUCAGAAACUCGAGAGCACGGUGAACGCGUUGGAAACCGAGCUGAAGGAGGCGAACGAGAAGAUCACCCAGCUGAACCAUGAGCUAAUGAAGAAGACGGAGCUGAUACAGAUAUUGACGAACGAUGUGGACGAGUCCAGCUCGGAAGCCGGGACGCCCACCGGUCUCCGCGGUAUCAACUUGGACCUGCUGCAGAGGAAGAUCAGCACCCUGGAGGACGAGAACAAGCAGCUGCGCAGCGAGUUCGCCAAGUUGGCCCACGACGCCGACGAUUCCGAGGAGCAGGAAGCACGCCUCGUGAAGGACAUUACAGCGCAAUUAGCAAGUGCCAACAUGGAGGUGGACGGCAUCGCGGAGGAGCUGGGCCGUCAGAAGGAGGAGAACCGGCUGCAGCACGAGCAGAUAGUCAGUCUGACGGCGAAACUGGCCGAGACCGAACUCAGGCUCGCCCAACUGAUGGCGGAGCACGACGAGGUGGGGGCGACUCUAGUCAUCACCAGGGAUAAUCAAAACACGCUCGCCAGCGAACUGGCCGAAUUCAAGGAGCGAUACGCGGAGGUGGUGAAUUUGCUGGCCGAAACGCAGGAGCAGUUGCGAAAGCAGAGGAAACGCGGGAUGCCGACUGUGCGCGGCGGCUCCCUGUUCCCGUCGAUGGGCGCGGCCCCCCAGCCGGACUCCAUCGCUUCGGAGUUGGAAUCGUCCCUUUAUUCGGAAUUCAGCGUUGACUCUGGAAUCAGUGGCGACAGGAUACCGACGUACAAGAAAGUGUUCGAGACGGUGCGCACCGCGUCGCGGGCGUCCCACGUGACGGGUAUGGAUCCCAACCAGUUCCCCAGGAUAGGAUCGAUGACGACGUCCACGUUGUCCAGCAGUUCCGCCGGGCCGCGUAUGAGCUGCGGGCAGGUGCGGCCCCAGGUGUCGACGUACCCCAGUUUGGACUCCACCGGGCACAGCGACAGCGAGGGGUCUCUCCUCACGGAGUCGGAGGAUUAUCCAGGGCCACAGCGCACCGGAGUGCCCGGUGCCCCCGGUGCGGCGGACCUGGAAGCCGCCCUUCGUCGUCUGACGCCGGCGGAGGUGUUGGCGAGGCGCGCGUGCCUCAGCACGGGCGCCGGCUACAACUACGACUACGACGGCGGCGUGCACUCCCCGCCGACGUUCCUGCCCUUCGGCUGUCGCACCCCCGACAGCAUCAUGUCGACCGGCAGCAGCGGCAACCUGAGCGGCUUCAGCGGCAACACCUGGCGCAUACCGGAAAAAUUGCAGAUAGUCAAGCCGAUGGAGGGAUCCCAGACGUUGCAUCACUGGUCGCAGUUGGCGACGCCGACACUGGGUGGUCUGUUGGAGGACCGGCCAGGCGUGAAGACCAGGGGCGGCCGUGGUCUCGAGGACCUCGGCCUCGUCACGUUCACCCUGAGCGACCUGGAGGAGGACGAGGAGUACACGAACCCGGGCAAGCUGUUCCAGAACACCGGCUCCGUCUACACGUACACGAACAGCACGGUGCUGCACCCGGACGACCACACCAGCGUGACGCCGAGCGUCGCCGGCAGCCGCGUCGCCACCGCGCCCAACAGCGGCAUGAACUCCGGCAUGAGCACGCCCCGCACCCUCAGCCGUCGCAACUCGACCUCGACCUUCUCCACCACGCUCGGCCUGGCGAAGAUGCUGAACGAGAGGGGCAUCAAAGCGGUGACGCCGUCGUGCGUCGGCACCCCCUCGUGUCUGGCGACGCCCACCGGCGAGCGGAACUUCACGCCGACCGCCACGCCGUGCAACAGCCCGGACGCGAGCCCGCCGCCUACGCGCUCGACCUCGCCGCCGCCGGAAGCCGCCAGCGGCAGCCUGUCGCUGGGGCUGUUCAGCAGCGGAGCGGAGCUGCUGAAGCGCACCUUCGGCCACGAGCCACCGGCAGCCGGCCAGUCGAAGAAGAAGCGGCCGAAGCCGGCGCUCUCCCGCUCCGACAAGAAGGCUCUCACGGGCUUCCGGCUGGUGGAGAAGCUGGAGAGGAUCGGGAUCGACACGAUCAUGGCCACCACGAUCUCCUCGAUCUCGCCGUUGGCGCUCCACGGCGCUCUCUACACGCGCCGCCUGACCGAGAGCCCGAUGGCGCAGCUGACUUUUCUCAAGACCUCGAUGUCCUCCAGUAUCAGCCAAGAGAAGCUAACGUCCCCCUCGUCUUCGGCGUCCUCGGCCAGCGGCGAGUUCCCGUCGGGCAAGCCCCCGCUGCCGGGCAAACGACCCGGCAAGGAGGCGCCGGAGACCAAUGCAUUUAACUCGAGAACCUCCGGUCGACAACGACGAUCGGGCGCGAGGGCGACCAGGCCCGACCUCGGCCAGGUCAAGCCGCCCGCUCCGACGCCCGUCACUAAAGAAUCCGCCGCCCAGUCGGCGCUGGGCACGAUAAGCUCGCUUCUAUUCGGUCGCAAGGGCGGCUUGUUGUGAAGACUUCGUAGUAUCUGCUAUCCGAAGGAGGCCGCCCUCGGUAUCUCGGUGAAAAUUCAUUUUCGAUGCGCGUUUUCGCGAAAGCCCUCUUUUUUUUUUUUUUUUUUUUUUCUCCAA
Dinoponera quadriceps is the source of this 4368-nucleotide messenger RNA. RefSeq names its product trafficking kinesin-binding protein milt (gene milt). The record is from RefSeq and is a predicted model, not a curated record. The transcript has 7 exons. Bases 1627 to 4251 code for a protein of 874 amino acids. Lineage: Eukaryota; Metazoa; Arthropoda; Insecta; Hymenoptera; Formicidae.